UGUACUGUAUAUUUGCCUGGACCUGUUCAGUUCCUUCCUUUUGAAGUCAUGUGUUUGCCCCACCCUGUGAUUUUAAGGUUUGCCUGGCCAUCGCUCACUACUCCCAGCCCGCUGAUCCCCAGCUGCUGUUUGGCUUCGAGUACGUAGGGAAGCAAUACUAUGGAUCCUUGGGGGAGCGAGUUAAUGGAGUAGAUCCCGGAGGAGGACUGCAGAUGCCCCUGUUUGACCGGCCUUCUGAAUGGGACAGAGAGAUCAAGAGAACGGGUGCAGCGGAGUGGAGGGUGUGCUCCAUCAACGAGGGCUACGUCGUCUCACCCAGUCUCCCAGAGUACUUUGUGGUCCCAGUGUCCCUUGCGGAUCAAGACCUGAAGCAGUACUUAUGUUUUUUCACUGCUCACCGCAUACCUUUGUGGUGCUGGAAUCACCCCAACGGGAGUGCCCUGGUGCGCAUGGCCAGCAUCAGUGACCCACUGCAGCAGAGGAAGCUGGACCAGAGGAUCUGUAGUGCCAUAACAAAGAGCCACCCACAGCGCAGUGACGUCCUCAAGUCCGACCUGGACAAGAACCUGCCCAACAUCCAGGACAUCCAGGCUGCCUUUGUCAAAGUGCGGCAGAUCUGUGUCAUCGAGCCCUUUGAGGAGUCUGAGGAGAAGUGGCUGUCGUCCAUGGAAAGCUCUCGAUGGCUGGAGUAUGUCAGGGCCUUCCUGAAGCAUUCAGCCGAGGUAGUCUACUUGCUGGAGGGAAAACAUGUGUCUGUCAUUCUGCAAGAGGAAGAAGACAGGGACCUGAGCUGUGUGGUGUCCUCUCUGGUACAACUGAUGCUGGACCCUCACUUCCGUAGCCUCACUGGCUUCCAGAGCCUGGUGCAGAAGGAGUGGGUGAUGGCUGGCCAUCGCUUCCUCGACCGGUGCAACCAUUURAAGAAGAAUGACAAAGAGGAGUCUCCUCUGUUCCAGCUGUUCCUGGACUGUGUGUGGCAGAUUAUAAAUCAGUACCCAGCAGCCUUUGAGUUCACUGAGACCUACCUGACUGUGCUCAGUGACAGCAUGUGGAUCCCUGUCUUCAGCACCUUCCUCUUCAACUGUCCCCAGCAGCGCACUGAGAACAGCAUGGACUUUGCUCAGAGUAAGUGCAUCUCUGUGGGGGAGGAGAAGGCCCUACGUUUCCCCCCUGUCUGGGACUGGUCACAGCAGUUCACCCCCAAAGACCAGGCCCUUUUCAACAACCCCAUGUAUGUUGGCAAAGGUGCCACCUGUGUUCAGAACGGAGCAGUGAAGUCCUUCAGACGCACUAAGAAAAACUACAGUUCUACACUCCGAGGGAUGCCCUCUUCCCUGAGGAACAUCCUGAUGGACGGCCAUGACAGCCUCACCCUGACCAGACGGAACUCCCUCGUGUCGCGGCUCAAACCAGACUUCUCCCAGAUCAGAGAGGUGGUGGAGAGCCCAACAGAGCGCUUCUUCAGGGACUGGGUCUCCCGGCCCGCAGACCUACAGGGGAUGCUCAUCCCCCAGCUCCUGCCUUCACACCUGGCCCUGUGGAGGCUCUACUUCCUGCGCUGGGUCCCUGAAGCCAGCAUCCCCAAGGGCGGCCCUGUAACCGCAUACCACAAGCUCUCCCAGCUGGCUGAUGAGGUAGAGAAGCUGCAGAGCCAGCUACGCCAGUACAAGGGGGCCACUCCGGCCAGCACCCCGACCUCCAACCCCAGCGCCCCCCCAUCAGACCACAGCAGGAUGUACUUUAAGGCCGGUUCCACCCACGAGCCCUCUUCAACUCCAGAGUACCUCAGCUCCUCCUUCCCCUUYUCUCCCGUGGGGAACAUGUGCCGCCGCAGCAUCCUGGGYACUCCUCUCAGCAAGUUCCUGAACGGGGCAAAGAUAUGGCUCUCCACUGAAACUCUGGCCAAUGAGGCACUCUGAGGUCCCGUGGCUAAAGUUCUCACUCAAAUCAGUGCUUUUAGUCCAGAAGGGAUGUCCUAUCAUGCUAGAGGCUGGAGGCUAGCUCAGUUUAAUGUGAUGUGACUGUUUGUUUUUGCACAAGAUGAUUCAUCUUUGCUUAAAUCGCACAUUUCUUCAGGGUUUUGCCAGGGUUGCUCUCUGUAGGAAGUCAAUUUUCAUUUCCAUUUUCAAGUUUUAGAUUCAGUUGAGUACGUAGAAGAAUGUUAGUGGAAUAUGAUUUUGUAGUGACAUGGAUGAAGCGCUGAUGACACUUUGCGACGGAAAAAAGGAGCUAUGAGGAGGAGUUAAAUCUGUGGUAGACACUUAUCGCUUUAUUUGUAUCACUUAAUAUAGUUUAGUUGUAUUUCUAGAGACCUUCUGGUAAGGUACUGCAUUAAUUCUAGAAUGAAUAUUAACCAAAUCAUGAAUAGUGAAAGGAGAAGGACAGACGAGGCUAUUUACUAUUAGGCCUUCUUGCAGGAAAUGAUCAUCAAUCACGUAACACACCAAUAAAAUGCCAGGGGACUGGCACUGGAAAAUGCCUUCACCGUUUGAGACAAGAAAUUUGUGGACAUUUGUGGACACAAUCAACUUUUUCCUUGAUGGCUUUGGCAUUGAAAUGCAUCAGUAUCUGGACAUGUAUGAUUUGGAGCUGUGGGCAGUAAAGAACUGCUGGGCAUGCUGGAUACCUGUCUUAUCAUUACUGUACACCCGCAUAGCCUGAACUGAUGCUGCUAAUGGCUGGACGCCUCCUGAACUGAUGCUCAGACAAUCAGCAUGUCUAUUCACCAUAGUCAGGUGAUGUGUUUCAGAGUGGGUUUGAAGUGGAGACAUGUAAACAGUUGGAAUCUGUUUUCUCUAAUGAGCCCUCAUUGCUCCUUCACCUGAUAUUAACAAGACAAAUCCCAAAUAAGAAGUGAAGCUGUAUGAAAUAACUACUGGUAAUGGUAAAUUGACAAAUAAUAUACUGUUUUUAUUGCUAUUCUAAUUAUGGUACUUACUGUUUUUUUUAGCCCCUACUUCUAGUUUAUAUACCAUGAAUGCACAGCCCUUAUUUUAGUUUACCACUAAUUCACACCAUUGGUGCACUCAGCACUGGUAUUGUAUGACAAUUGUGCUCUUCAUUUGACACAAUUUGAUAUUGAUCAACAGUGCACAUAUUUAUUCAGUUAUGCAAAUGUUCUAAAACAGGGAUGUAGGAAAUUCUCAGUGCCUUUUUUAGAUGGAAAUGUGGGUUUACUUACUGUGUUCAAUGUACCGGUUCACUUCUAUCACUUAUUCUACUAUGCAUGUUGUUACACCCAGAGUAAUGACAUUAGGAGAGACGGAGUACUUCAAAAGCUGCAYCUGGAAGCCAAAUUGAAGUGCUUGAUCUGAAGUAACACCAUGUUGGGAUUAAUGUUAUGUUUUACCUUUGCUCUGUGGAGUGUCACUGUGUUAGAUCAAGUUUGGAGAUACACAUUUAUGGCAUUGCAGAGCACUUGUUGGACAAUUGAGUGGUCUGUAGUGCAAUGUUGACCCUCUCCCCCCUUAAAAAGCACUGUCAACACUCUCUGACCACAGGGGGUCACAGCUGUAAGGCAAAAUGUCAAUGUAAAGGAAUUUAGAGCAAAUAAAAAUGUCAAAUGUC
This is a messenger RNA of Salvelinus sp. IW2-2015, 3567 nucleotides long. Its product is annotated as myotubularin-related protein 10. The record is from RefSeq and is a predicted model, not a curated record. Gene Ontology annotation, biological process: phosphatidylinositol dephosphorylation. Gene Ontology annotation, molecular function: phosphatidylinositol-3-phosphate phosphatase activity. NCBI's taxonomy places the organism in Eukaryota, Metazoa, Chordata, Actinopteri, Salmoniformes, Salmonidae. Gene Ontology annotation, cellular component: cytoplasm; membrane.